Molecule: messenger RNA, 1145 nt
Organism: Drosophila ficusphila
Lineage: Eukaryota; Metazoa; Arthropoda; Insecta; Diptera; Drosophilidae
Product: inactive pancreatic lipase-related protein 1
Exons: 5
Coding region: 26-1060 (344 amino acids)
Molecular function (GO): lipase activity
Source: RefSeq, a predicted model, not a curated record
AAGGCUUUAGAAGCUUUACAGAAAAAUGUGGACACUUCUCUUUUUAAUUGGUUUUUUAAGUCAGACGUUUGCUGAUGAGAUUGAUGACAGUCAAGAGGAGAUGGAAUGCUUCUCUUUGCAAGAGGAUAGAUGUCCCAAUGCCAACAUUACCUUUUGGAUGUACACGAAUGGACAUCCCCGUGGAUUUGAAAUUUCACAGAACAAUAUACCGAGGCAUGAAUUUGAACCCCAAAAACGGCUGAAGGUUUUGAUCCAUGGAUUCAAUGGCAAUCGCGAUUUUACUCCUAACGCUCAGUUGCGAUCGAAGUUUACCGACUUGGACAUAAAUGUGAUAUCUGUGGAGUACAAAAAACUGGCCCGUGAACCCUGUUAUUCGGAGGCAGUGGAUAAUGCAAAGAUCGUGGGUAAAUGCCUUGCCGCACUGCUGUGGGAGUUGCUCGAGAACGAGUUGGUAAGGAAUGAGGAUCUGCAUCUGAUCGGCUUCGGUUUGGGAGCCCAUGUGGCUGGGUUCACUGGAUCCGAAGUACCCUAUAAAAAACUGGAACACAUAACGGCCCUCGAUCCGGCAAAACCGCUUUUCCUGGGACUAGAUGCGGCCAGAAAACUCGAUCCCACGGAUGCAAACUUCGUGGAUGUCUUGCACACGGAUGUCCUCAUGCAUGGUUUACUGGAUCCCCAGGGUCACGUGGACUUUUACAUAAACAUGGGGCUAACUCAGCCCAACUGUGGACCGAUCUCAAAGAUGGAAACCCACUUGUGCUAUCAUAACCGAUCCGCGGAUUACUAUGCAGAGUCCAUCUCAACAGCUGAAGGUUUCAUCGGCUUCUUCUGUCCCAACUUCAAAAGCUUUGCCACAGGAGAUUGUAAACCGACAAACAAUAUAGAGUUAAUGGGUUAUUACGUCAGAUCGGAAGCCAGGGGAAGAUACUUUCUGGGCACCAACAAAGUGCCACCUUACGCCAUGGGGCUAAACUAUGAAAACCUCGAUCGCCAAGUGAAAGGUCGCACCUUCUUAAACGAUGAGCUUAUGGAGACGAUUUUUAAAAAGAAAAGUUCCUAGCUAAUAACUGAAGUAAAAAUUAAAAAAGGUAGUAUACCUCAUAAGAAGUGUACCUUAAAAACUGAAUAAAACUAUUUGAAAAUAA